Camelina sativa (false flax) is the source of this 3103-nucleotide messenger RNA. The record is from RefSeq and is a predicted model, not a curated record. Lineage: Eukaryota; Viridiplantae; Streptophyta; Magnoliopsida; Brassicales; Brassicaceae.
UUUCUGUCCUCGUAAAGACCAAACUUUUUUUUUUUUUGGUUAGUGAUACACAGUGGGCUAAUAGUGUAUCUCUCCUUCUCUCUCUUCAUCGACCAAACCAAGCGCUUCUUCAACACUCUUGUCUUUGUUUUUCUCCAAUGUCAGAUUUUGAAUGCCACAACAACAACAACAACAAGCCCUAGAACUAGUUUUGUGUUUGUGUUUUCGGGUGAAAAACGUAAGAAAUGACUAAUAUACCCUUCUGUUCAAUCUUGGCCGUUCUCUGUUUCUUCUCUUCCUCCUCCACGGCCGAUCAACGUCUCCACUCUCGUCACUUACUUCAUCAACCCUUUUUUCCAGUCAUAACCGCCGCUCCACCUCCGUAUCAACAACCCUCCUCUUCUCAACCUCCGUCUCCUUCCCCACACGCGCAUCACCACCAUCACAAGAAACAACAACCAGCGGUCCCGCCACCGCCACCGCACGAGAAACAUCUUUUUUCCUCCGUCGCAAACCCUCCUCCUCCUCCGCCGUCUCCGCCGCAUCGUAACCCUUUUUUUCCUUCUUCAGACCCUGCUUCUACCGCCUCUCACCCUCCUCCCGCACCUCCUCCUCCGGCCUCACUACCUACUUUUCCCGCCAACAUCUCUUCUCUCCUCUUCCCAACUCAUCAGAACCCUUCCAAACGUCACAGCAACCACUACAUCUCCAAGCUCGUCACCAUAACCGCCUCAGCCAUCUCCGCCGCGGCUCUCCUCUCUCUAUUCGCUGUCAUUAUCAUCUUCAUCCGCCGAACUCGCCAUCGCCGCCGCUCCUCCCGUGCAGACGACACUAAAUCCACAAGAUCGGACGCUCUUCAGCUCUUCAACGCCUCUCCUUCCGACGGCUCCCUGAAACACAAACAACAUCAACAGCCACCCAAGUACACUUCUUCCCACACUUCCUCCGAGUUUCUCUACUUGGGUACUCUAGUAAACUCUCGAAGCGGUGGUUUAGAUCAGCAAAAGUCUCCAAUCUCCCUCUCCGGCGGUGUCACCGGCGUACUGGAGUUACCUCCUCCAGCUUCGUCGUCUUCAUCUUCAUCUUACUCACAGUACCAAAAGCUAGGCUCGCCGGAGCUUCGUCCUCUUCCUCCUUUACCAAAGCUUCCAUCUUUCACUCCGACUUACAAAAGCACUGAACAGUUAAACCCUAAAAGACAAGACUUUGAUGGAGACGACAACGAAAACGAUGAGUUUUACUCUCCUAGAGGAUCUUCAGGGCGUAAGCAGAGCCCGACACGUGUCUGGGCUAGUAUAAUGAAGGACUCUGAUGUUGAUCCGAUUGGCAACAGAAGUAUCAACGGCUCCGGUUCGAACUCGUCGUCGUUGAAUGCUUCUCCGGGGACAAGUUUGAAACCUAAGUCGAUGAGUCCUCCUCUGUCGCGGCACAGUCAGAACAGCUCAAACGACGGCGUUUUGAAGCGGCCUUGUCCAAAGAGGCCACCUCCACCUCCUCCUCCUCCCCCGUCACAACUUUUGGAGUCGCUCUCGCCUCCUAUUCCGGCUACUAUGCCACUCUCGCCUCCUAGUGGGGAUUCUGAUCCUGAGAAAAAAGAGGAGACUUUGAAACCUAAGUUGAAGCCUUUACAUUGGGACAAAGUUAGAGCAAGCUCGAGCCAUGCUAUGGUGUGGGACCAAAUCAAAUCAAACUCAUUUCAAGUGAAUGAAGAAAUGAUAGAGACAUUGUUUAAGGUGAAUGAUCCAAGUUCAAGAACUAGAGAAGCCGUUGUUCAAUCAGGGAAUCAGGAGAGUCGGUAUCUUGAUCCAAGAAAGUCCCACAACAUUGCUAUUUUGCUGAGAGCUCUUAAUGUAACUGCAGAUGAAGUAUGUGAUGCUCUUGUAGAAGGCAACUCGGAUACGCUUGGACCUGAGCUUCUCGAAUGUUUGCUUAAGAUGGCUCCUACCAAAGAAGAAGAGGAAAAGCUUAAGGAGCUUAAAGAUGAUGAUGGAUCUCCUUCCAAGAUAGGACCUGCAGAGAAAUUCCUCAAAGCAUUGUUGAACAUUCCUUUCGCCUUCAAAAGGAUCGAUGCAAUGCUUUACAUAGUCAACUUCGAAUCAGAAACCGAGUACCUUAAAAGAUCCUUUGACACUCUCGAGGCUGCUUGUGGUGAGUUAAAGAACACACGGAUGUUCUUGAAGCUUUUGGAAGCAGUGCUCAAAACCGGGAACCGGAUGAAUAUAGGAACCAAUAGAGGUGAUGCACAUGCUUUCAAGCUCGACACACUCUUAAAACUGGUAGAUAUCAAAGGCGCGGAUGGGAAAACCACUCUAUUGCAUUUCGUGGUGCAAGAGAUCAUUAAAUUUGAAGGAGCUCGGGUUCCUUUUACUCCAACUCAAAGCCAUAUAGGCAAUAACAUGGCUGAGCAAUCCGCAUUCCAAGACGACCUAGAGCUCAAGAAGCUAGGGUUGCAAGUAGUUUCAGGUCUCAGCUCUCAGUUGAUAAACGUCAAGAAAGCAGCUGCAAUGGAUUCAAACUCCCUAAUCAACGAAACAGCAGAAGUCGCCAGAGGAAUAACCAAAGUCAAGGAAGUCAUCGCGGAGCUAAAGCAAGAAACCGGUGUAGAGAGAUUCUUGGAGUCGAUGAACACGUUCUUGGACAAAGCUGAGAAAGAGAUCACAGUGAUAAAAUCUCAUGGAGACAAUGUCAUGAAGAUGGUUAAAGAAGUAACAGAGUAUUUCCACGGGAACUCUGAAACUCACUCUUUUCGCAUAUUCGCUGUGGUCAGAGACUUUCUGACGAUUCUUGAUCAAGUGUGUAAAGAAGUUGGUCGUGUAAACGAGAGAACAGUGUAUGGAUCCGUGCCAAGACAUUCGCUUUCGAACCAGACCACCACACCUCUGUUUCCGAUGGUUAACAAUAAUAAUAACUCACAGCUUAGUCCCUCGGGUUCUAUAGACAACGAGGAUGGCUCGUUUUAAUUUGGCUGCGGGUUUGGUUCGGGUGUAUGCUAAUGUGUUGGUUUCGUUUGCUUUACGUAAUCAAGAAACAUGUUACAUAUAAAAUAUAUAUAUAUAUAUUAUAUUUUAUGGAUAGGCGAAUUUACAUGGAAGAAGAUUUAAUAGAUUUUGGAAGAUUGUUGCAA